This is a messenger RNA of Pteropus alecto (black flying fox), 7573 nucleotides long. It is a transcript of the gene WDR81, whose product is annotated as WD repeat domain 81. The coding region runs from base 812 to 6658 and encodes 1948 amino acids. The record is from RefSeq and is a predicted model, not a curated record. Gene Ontology annotation, molecular function: phosphatidylinositol 3-kinase regulator activity; protein binding. Gene Ontology annotation, cellular component: mitochondrion. Lineage: Eukaryota; Metazoa; Chordata; Mammalia; Chiroptera; Pteropodidae. The transcript is spliced from 11 exons. Gene Ontology annotation, biological process: aggrephagy.
AAGUAAAGGCGUGUGUGUUUGCAGUGCAUACUGGUCAAUGUAGUUCUCGGUCUGACACUUCGUUCCCAGAAUCCAGCGCGCUCUUGUGUUAUGAAGGCCAAAUGGAAUGUUACUGAAGAAAUGUUUUGGAAAAUUAAAAGUUCCUUUUGGAAGGCAGCAUGGAGGCGCCGAAGGCACUUGAUGUCAAAAGUCCCAGCUCUGCCUUGGGUUUCUAAUCUGUAAAAGCGGUGGCAGGAGAGGGGGAAUCGGCCCGCUAAAUGCUGGGAUCUCUGGGAAAAGCCUCCCUACAUCAGCGUUCUGGAGCGUGCAGGAGGAAGCAGGGAGAGGAGAGUACAUCUCGUGGGUGGUUCAGCAUCCCUCUUGCCCGCAUCCGCGGGCCGGCUGGGGUCCCUUUCAGCCACAGAGGAAACGAAGCCGCCACCAGCCCUGAGCAGAGAGCUAGGAGGGAGGGCGCGGAAGCCCGCCGGGCGGUGGCGCGGGCGAGAGGCGGGGUCCCGUCCCCUGCUUUGAGCCACGUGCGGUUGUUUCCGUACUGGGGCGAUCACGUGAACCGCGUCAGCUGACCCGUCACGGUGGAGCAGGGCGCUGGCAUCCCGCAGCGCCCGCCCUGCAGCGCCAGGAGCGCAGGACCCUGCAGAAGGGUAAGAGCGCCCGGCUCUCCGAUCCUCUGUCCCUGGCCCACCGCCGCCGCCUCCGCCCCAGCUCCUGUCCCUCGCCCAUUCCUACCCUGCCAGUCUGGCACCCAGAAGCCGUUGCGAGGAGGGCCGUGGCCCUACUCAACCCCGCGCUGCUCCCAGGUGGCCAGGAGGGGAUGGCCCCGGGGAAUAGGGGGCGGGAAGUCACUCUUACCACUGGGGUCAAGGGCCGGGCCCCGCCCCCAAGCCCUAACAUGGAGGAGCUGCUCCAGAGCGUGGAGAGAGACCUGAACAUAGAUGCCCGGCAGCUUGCUCCGGCCCCGGGGGGCACUCACGUGGUAGCCCUAGUCCCCGUGCGCUGGCUGGCCAGUCUCCGUGAGCGCCGACUGCCUUCGGGACCCUGCCCCAGGGCAGAGGGCUUGGGCGAAGCGGAAGUCAAGACUCUCCUUCAACGCUCCGUGCAGAGGCUGCCCCCAGGCUGGACGCGAAUAGAGGUGCAUGGACUGCGGAAACGCAGGCUGUCCUACCCGCUGGGCCGCGGCAUGCCCUUUGAGGAGGGGUCCUGCAGCUCUGAAACCCUCAAUAGCUUCAUGCAGGAUGUGGCUGCCCAGAAUUAUCGCAACCUGUGGCGCCAUGCAUAUCAUACUUAUGGGCAGCCCUAUAGUCAUAGCCCUGCCCCCUCAGCUGUCCUUGCCCUGGACUCAGUUAGACAAGCUCUGCAGAGGGUCUAUGGUUACUCCUUCUUGCCAGUGGGCGAAGCUACCCAAUGCCCAGCAUAUACCAGAGAUGACCCUUGUCCCCCUCAGGGCAGCCAGGCUUGUCCCAGUCUUUUGAGAGCUGAAGCCCUGCUGGAGUCCCCAGAGAUGCUGUAUGUGGUGCACCCUUACGUACAGUUUUCCUUGCAUGAUGUGGUCACUUUCAGUCCUGCCAAGCUGACCAACAGCCAAGCCAAGGUGCUCUUCAUUCUUUUCCGUGUGCUGAGGGCCAUGGAUGCCUGUCACCAGCAGGGACUGGCCUGUGGGGCCUUAUCUUUGCACCACAUUGCUGUGGAUGAGAAGCUUUGUAGUGAGCUCCGGCUGGACCUGAGUGCUUAUGAGAGGCCCGAGGAGGAUGACAAUGAGGAGACUCCUGUAGCAAGGGAUGGGGUAGGCACUGAGCCUGGAGAAAAGGAAGGAAGAGGACCUGGGUGUUCUACCUGCCAAGAAGAACUCAGGGGCCUUGUGCUAGACUGGGUCCAUGGUCGCAUCAGCAACUUCCACUACCUCAUGCAGCUGAAUCGGUUGGCAGGUCGGCGGCAGGGGGAUCCCAACUACCACCCAGUAUUGCCCUGGGUGGUGGAUUUUACCACACCCCACGGGCGCUUCCGAGACCUGCGCAAGUCCAAGUUCCGCCUCAACAAGGGAGAUAAGCAGCUGGACUUUACGUAUGAGAUGACACGGCAGGCGUUUGUGGCAGGUGGUGCAGGUGGCGGAGAGCCACCUCAUGUUCCUCACCAUAUCUCAGAUGUGCUCUCGGACAUCACAUACUAUGUGUACAAGGCUCGGCGCACACCCCGGUCAGUGCUGUGUGGACAUGUGCGGGCACAAUGGGAGCCCCAUGAGUACCCUGCCAGCAUGGAACGUAUGCAGAACUGGACACCUGAUGAGUGUAUCCCUGAAUUUUACACUGAUCCCUCCAUCUUCUGUUCCAUCCACCCUGAUAUGCCUGACCUGGAUGUGCCAGCCUGGUGUAACUCCAGCCAGGAGUUUGUGGCUGCCCACCGGGCACUGCUGGAGAGCCGUGAGGUAUCCCAGGACCUACACCACUGGAUCGAUCUCACCUUUGGCUACAAACUCCAGGGCAAGGAGGCUGUGAAGGAGAAGAAUGUGUGUCUGCAUUUGGUGGACGCCCACACGCACCUGACCAGCUAUGGUGUGGUACAGCUCUUUGACCAGCCACACCCCCAGCGCCUGGCUGGGGCUGCUACCCUUGCCCCUGAGCCUCCACUCAUCCCUAGGCUGUUGUUCCAGACCAUCCAAGAGAGCACAGGCCGGGAGGACUUCCCAGGGCAACUUACGAAUGGAGUGGGCAGGCUGGUUUUGGAGGCCACUCCCUGUGAGGCUGGCUGGGCCAGAGACAAGCCAGUGACAGGGGAAGAUGACUUGGAGCAGGCCACGGAAGCUCUGGAUUCCAUUUCCCUUGCUGGGAAAAUAGGUGACCAGCUGGGCCCCUCCUCCUCCUCCUCCUCCUCCAGUCAAGCCCCACCAGGCCUCCUAUCUUUCUCCGUGCCCUCAGCCUCUCGAAUGGGCCGCAGGAAUAAAGCUGCUGGAGCAGACCCUGGGGAAGCUGAGGAGGGGAAGAUUCUUCUUCCUGAGGGUUUCAAUCCCAUGCAGGCUCUGGAAGAGCUGGAGAAACUAGGCAACUUCCUGACCAAAGGCCUAGGGGGCCGCUUGGAGGUGCCUGAGCAGCCCCAGAUCCAGCCACCUGUGCAGCUGUGGGACCUCUUCCAUCGGGACAUGCAGGCACUGGGUGUCCUAUUGGCUGAGAUGGUGUUUGCCACCAAAGUCCGAACACUACAGCCUGAUGCACCUUUGUGGGUACGCUUUGAGGCUGUUCGGGGGCUCUGCACACGCCAUCCCAAGGAGGUCCCUGUGUCUCUGCAGCCUGUGCUGGACAUGCUUCUGCAGCUGAGUGGACCAGAAGGCCCCAUGGUAGUAGGGAGGGGCAAGCUGGGUCCACUGUUUCAGUACAGGCCUGUGUCCCAGGGAUUGCCCCCACCUUGCCCAGCCCAGCUCCUCAGCCCCUUCAGCUCUGUGGUUCCCUUCCCUUCAUACUUCCCCGCACUACAUAAGUUCAUCCUCCUGUACCAGGCAAAGCGUGUGGAGGAUGAGGCUCAGGGGCGGGAGCUGGUCUUUACUUUGUGGCAGCAACUGGGUGCAGUGCUGAGUGACAUCACCCCAGAGGGGCUGGAGAUCCUGCUGCCCUUUGUGCUGUCACUCAUGUCUGAGGAGCACACGGCUGUGUAUACAGCCUGGUACCUAUUUGAACCUGUUGCCAAGGCACUGGGCCCCAAAAAUGCUAACAAGUACCUACUGAAGCCUCUCAUUGGUGCCUACGAGAGCCCCUGCUGGCUUCAUGGCCGCUUCUACCUAUACACUGACUGCUUUGUGGCUCAGCUGAUGGUGCGGCUGGGCCUGCAGGCCUUUCUCGUCCACCUGCUGCCCCAUGUCCUGCAGGUGCUGGCUGGUGUGGAGGCCUCCCAGGAGGAAAGUAAGGGCCUGACAGGAGCUGCCGAGGAUGAGGAAAGCGGGCUUCCAGGGGCCAGGCCCAGCUCCUGUGCCUUUGGGGAGGAGAUUCAGAUGGAUGGGGAGCCUGCUGCCUCCUCAGGCCUUGGGCUCCCAGACUAUACAUCUGGCGUCAGCUUCCACGACCAGGCCGACCUCCCUGAAACAGAAGACUUUCAAGCUGGGCUCUAUGUGGCUGAGUCCCCACAGCCCCAGGAGGCUGAGGCUCUGAGCCUGGGCCGACUGAGUGACAAGAGCAGCACCAGCGAGACCUCUCUGGGCGAGGGCGAGGAGCGGGCUGCAGAUGAGGGGGGCACUCCUGUGGACAAGAGCAGCCUUAGGUCAGGUGACAGCAGCCAAGACCUGAAGCAAAGUGAAGACUCAGAGGAGGAAGAGGAGGCAGAGGAAGGCAGUGUAGUAUUGGAGGAGGAGGAUGGGGAGGGGGAGCAAGACGAAGUCACUGGGACAUCUGAGCUCACUCUCUCUGACACGGUGCUGUCCAUGGAUACGGUUGUGGCCGGUAGCAGCGGGCCAGAUGGGGAGGUAGAAGAGGAGCCACUGACCGAGCAGUUGGAAGGCAAAGAACAGAAGAUCCUUCUUGAUACGGCCUGCAAGAUGGUCCGCUGGCUGUCCGCCAAACUCGGCCCCACAGUGGCUUCUCGCCACGUGGCCCGGAACCUGCUCCGCCUGCUGACAUCAUGUUAUGUUGGUUCUACUCGGCAGCAGUUCACUGUGAGCAGUGGCGAGAGCCCCCCGCUGAGUGCUGGCAACAUCUACCAGAAGAGACCGAUCUUGGGCGAUAUAGUGUCAGGGCCUGUGCUCAGUUGCCUCCUCCACAUUGCCCAUCUGUAUGGGGAGCCUGUCCUCACCUACCAGUACCUGCCCUACAUCAGCUACCUGGUGGCCCCAGGUAGCACCUCAAGCCCCAGUCGGUUGAACAGCCGUAAGGAGGCAGGGCUGCUGGCAGCAGUGACUCUGACCCAGAAGAUCAUCGUGUACCUCUCAGACACCACUCUCAUGGACAUCCUGCCCCGUAUCAGCCACGAGGUCUUGCUGCCUGUUCUCAGCUUCCUCACUUCCCUCAUCACAGGGUUCCCAAGUGGAGCCCAGGCCCGGACUGUCCUGUGUAUGAAAACCAUCAGCCUCAUCGCCCUCAUCUGCCUGCGCAUUGGACAGGAGAUGGUCCAGCAGCACCUGAGUGAACCAGUGGCUACCUUCUUUCAAGUCUUCUCUCAGCUGCACGAGCUUCAGCAACAGGAUCUGAAGCUGGAUCCUGUGGGCCGCAGUGAGGGCCAGCUGCCAGAGGUGGUCUUCUCUGAUGGGCAGCAGCGGCUGGUGGACCCCACCCUGCUGGAUGAGCUACAGAAAGUGUUCACCUUGGAGAUGGCAUACAUGAUCUACGUGCCCUUCUCCUGCCUGUUGGGUGACAUCAUCCAGAAAAUCAUCCCUAACCACGAGCUGGUAGGGGAGCUGGCAGGGCUGUAUUUGGAGAGCAUCAGCCCGAGCAGUCGCAGCCCUGCUAGCAUGGAGCCCACUGUGCCAAGCACCAGCCCUGAGUCAGACCCCCAGGGUGGGGGCUGUCCCCAGGAUGACAGCCACUCGGGGACCUUUGGGAGUGUCCUGGUUGGGAACCGCAUCCAGAUCCCUGACAACUCUCAGCCUGAGAACUCUGGCCCCCUGGGCCCCAUCUCUGGGGUGGGCAGUGGGGGCCUUGGCAGUGAGAGCGAGGACAAUGCGUUGAAGCGGGAGCUGCCACGGAGUGCCCAUGGGCUGAGUGGGAACUGGCUGGCAUACUGGCAGUACGAGAUUGGUGUGAGCCAGCAGGACGCCCACUUUCACUUCCACCAGAUCCGCCUGCAGAGCUUCCCAGGCCACUCAGGGGCCGUCAAGUGUGUGGCACCCCUGAGCAGUGAGGACUUCUUCCUGAGUGGCAGCAAGGACCGCACUGUGCGCCUCUGGCCACUCUACAACUCUGGGGAUGGCACCAGUGAGAUGGCCCCACGCCUCAUCUAUGCCCAGCACCGCAAGAGUGUCUUCUUUGUGGGCCAGCUUGAGGCCCCGCAGUGUGUGGUGAGCUGUGACGGGGCUGUGCACGUCUGGGACCCCUUCACAGGGAAGACCCUUCGCACGGUAGAGCCGUGGGACAGCCGGGUGCCACUGACUGCUGUGGCUGUAAUGCCUGCCCCUCACACCAGCAUCACCAUGGCCAGCUCUGACUCAACCCUGCGCUUUGUCGACUGCAGGAAGCCUGGACUGCAGCAUGAGUUCCGCCUGGGUGGCGGGCUGAACCCUGGGCUUGUCCGCUCCCUGGCUGUUAGCCCCAGUGGCCGCAGCGUCGUGGCCGGCUUCUCCUCGGGCUUCAUGGUGCUCCUGGACACCCGUACGGGCCUGGUUCUGCGUGGCUGGCCUGCCCAUGAGGGGGACAUCCUGCAGAUCAAGGCGGUGGAGGGCAGUGUCCUGGUCAGCUCUUCCUCCGACCACUCUUUGACCGUCUGGAAGGAGCUGGAGCAGAAGCCCACGCACCACUACAAGUCAGCAUCAGACCCUAUCCACACCUUCGACCUGUAUGGCAGUGAGGUGGUCACUGGCACCGUGGCAAAUAAGAUUGGUGUCUGCUCCCUGCUUGAGCCACCCUCCCAGGCCACCACCAAGCUCAGCUCUGAGAACUUCCGUGGGACACUCACCAGCCUGGCCUUGCUGCCUACCAAACGCCACCUCCUGCUGGGAUCAGACAAUGGGGUCAUCCGCCUCCUGGCAUAGGCUGAGGUGGGAGCUGGCUAGACCCAAGUGGGCAGACAUCCUCCAAGAAUCCACCCCUCACCCUCGUUUCCCCACAAGCUCCCUCCAUGCAAGCCUUGGGCCCCAUACCCUCUGUACCCACAUGGCCUGCCAGCUAGGGCAGGGUGGGGAUCUGGGCUUCUGAACCCCCAGAGCCACCAACGCUGCCAGUGAAGAUCUCAUUCACAGCUUGAGGAGACACUGCUCCUAGCUAGCAGGAAGCAAGAGGAGGAGCUGGGAAAGCAUCACUGUCCUCUCUUCUCCCAGGUCUACCCUCUGGAUCCACAUGGGGACAAGCAAGCUCGAGAAGGGAAAGGGAGACUGGCCCUGCCCACCCAGUUUCCAGCCAAGGCCCCCGCCCCUUCUUGCUGGGCUCUCUCUGGCUCUGUCUCCCAAGGACAGGGGAGCUGCCCUAGUUCAGGACCCCAUGGUGCUUGGGCUCUAUCCUCUAAGGAGGGCUGGCCAUGGUCUUUAAGGGCCUUGGGCUGGGGUUUAAGUGUCUACUCAACCAGGACCUGCCCAGUAGGGGAUGAGUAGGACAAGAAAGAGGUUAGGAUCGGGGAGGGAAGAUGGACUUGGCUAGCUGGUGCCUGCCAGGAGUGACCCCAUGCCUUGCCUGCCAUCCUUAACCACAGUGUUUGUGCCUUGAGCUGAGGAGGCAGCCCCUGGGCCUGGAACUCUUGCAGGGUUUGAGGGGGCGGUCCAAGUCUCUGAGAGAAGGGGCAAGAAGGAUUCUAUCUCUGCAUCUCAGAUCUCUCCCAGGGGACAGGUAGACCCUUGUGUUUCCGAGUCCUCACAUUCUGGAGCAGAAAUGAGGUCUGGGACUGGGCCCCUGUUGCCUCUUUACUAUUUGCAAUAGAUGUAAAUAUGACCAAUAAAUCCUUUGGAAGAGCCAUG